GAUUGUGUGAAGGAAAUUAGAGGUACAAAAAUUAAGAUGACAUUUCCUCUGGCUUUGCAAAUUGGAUGAGAGACAAUGGCUGCUUCUACAUCCAUUUCUCUCUCCUUCCUUGUAAUUAACCCUAAAUCACCUCUUUUCCCUCCACAAAAUCAAUCAAUUUCAUCCACUAGAAACCUCCAUAUUCACAAAAUUCACCGCUCAAAUCUACCAAUUUCAUUCAAAAUCAUCCGAAAUCGGAGAAUUUCUGCUAUUUCAGAGUUAUCAGAAGUGAAUGUAGCUGAAACUGCCGAUCAAAUUGUUUCAUCCACCGGUGACGACGGAGUUUCCACCGUCAUUCAAUCUCUUUUGGUCAUUGCUUUCGUCGGGUUAUCCAUUCUAACCGUCGGAGUAAUCUACAUUGCUGUUACGGAUUUUUUGCAGAAGAGAGAGAAGGAGAAAUUCGAGAAAGAAGAAGCGGCGAAGAAGAAGAAGAGCGGCCGGAAGGGGAAAAUUGUAGCGAGAGCUAGAGGUGGACCUCGAGGAUUCGGCCAGAAGGUUGAAGAAGCUGAAGAUGAUUAGGGUUUAGUUUGAACUGAAUCCGCACAAACUUCAACACGGCCCGCACAAUUUUACUUUGUUAGAUUGUAAUUUGUAUUAUUUUUUUUGGAAAAGGAUCAAAAUUGCUCUUUAAUUAUAUGAAAUAGAUUAUUUAUAUUUUUAUUUA
Messenger RNA from Solanum lycopersicum (tomato), 703 nucleotides. RefSeq lists its product as uncharacterized. Gene Ontology annotation, cellular component: chloroplast thylakoid membrane. NCBI's taxonomy places the organism in Eukaryota, Viridiplantae, Streptophyta, Magnoliopsida, Solanales, Solanaceae. The record is from RefSeq and is a predicted model, not a curated record.